AUGGCAACAGAUGUGGUAUUCGACACCUCAAUGGGCUCAUUCACCGUUGAGCUUUACAACAGCCAUGCGCCCAAGACUUGCAAAAACUUCGCGACCCUUGCGCAACGCGGUUACUACAACGACGUGAUUUUCCAUCGAAUUAUCCCCAACUUUAUGGUCCAAACUGGUGAUCCCACAGGCACCGGACGCGGUGGCAGCUCUAUCUACGGCGAAAAGUUCGAAGACGAGAUUCGCAGCGACCUAAAACACACCGGCGCAGGAGUCUUGAGCAUGGCGAACAGCGGACCUAACACAAACGGUAGUCAAUUCUUCAUCACGCUUGCGCCAACACCGUGGCUAGAUGGCAAACACACCAUCUUUGGGCGUGUCAAGAGUGGGAUGCGAGUCAUUCAGCGCAUGGGCCUGGUCAAGACGAAAGGCGAAGACCGGCCGGUAGACGAUGUCAAAAUUAUUCGGGCUCGUGUGGUAGAGGAAGGGUCAGAGCCUUGA
Messenger RNA from Penicillium oxalicum, 489 nucleotides. RefSeq names its product putative peptidyl prolyl cis-trans isomerase (CypC) (gene cyp1). Gene Ontology annotation, molecular function: peptidyl-prolyl cis-trans isomerase activity. Gene Ontology annotation, biological process: protein peptidyl-prolyl isomerization; protein folding. Lineage: Eukaryota; Fungi; Ascomycota; Eurotiomycetes; Eurotiales; Aspergillaceae. Gene Ontology annotation, cellular component: catalytic step 2 spliceosome. The transcript has 3 exons. Bases 1 to 489 code for a protein of 162 amino acids. The record is from RefSeq and is a predicted model, not a curated record.